Messenger RNA from Talaromyces proteolyticus, 849 nucleotides. RefSeq names its product 3-oxoacyl-reductase. The coding region runs from base 1 to 849 and encodes 282 amino acids. The record is from RefSeq and is a predicted model, not a curated record. The transcript has 2 exons. NCBI's taxonomy places the organism in Eukaryota, Fungi, Ascomycota, Eurotiomycetes, Eurotiales, Trichocomaceae.
AUGUCCAAUGUGAGGUCAGACGAUGAUCGAUUCGGCGCGAUCGUCACCGGCGGCGCAUCAGGUAUCGGCGAAGCGACGGCGAGAAAGCUAGCCAGCCAUGGGAUCAACGUUAUAAUUGCCGAUCUCAACGAGGCCCAAGGACAUCAGCUAGCAUCCGAGAUUUCCUCGACCUACGCCGUAGAUGCCCAAUUCACGACUGUGGAUGUUACGAAGGAGGACAAUGUCAAGCAGAUGGUAGAAUUCGCUGUGAAACGGUGGGGACGCCUCGACUACGCCGCCAACUGCGCUGGCGUGUGCAUCGAAACCGCUCGCGAUGAAGAAAGCAGUGUUUCAACAGCCAUAUUCGAUAAAACGUUCCAGAUCAACCAGCGGGGGCUCUGGCUCUCGCAGAAAUAUGAGGCACUUCAGAUGCGAAAACAAGAUCCACGCCCCGUCAAAUAUAAGCCACAUUCGAAGUACCCGAUUGCGUCGCAACGGGGAGCCAUCGUUAAUGUGUCAUCUAUGUCGGGCCUAACCGCCAUGGGUCUAGCAGCCUAUACGCCCAGCAAAUUCGCUGUUCUAGGCAUCACCAAGAACUCAGCCCGGUUCUACGGUCCGCACGGCAUUCGAGUUAAUGCUAUUUGCCCGGGCCUUACUAUGACGCCAAUGCUGGAGAUUACGUAUGGUAAGAACGGAAAGGAAGGCAGCGCCGAGAGCCAGGACAAUGCCGCUCUUUCGUUGAUACCUAUGCGGCGGAUGGCAUUCGCACAGGAGCAGGCGAAUGCUAUCAGCUUCUUGCUCAGCCCGGAGGCUAGUUAUGUCAAUGGAGCACAUCUGGUAGUUGAUGGGGGAUAUACAACUGUACGGUAG